AUGGUAGUUACAUGGGGAGAACCAUUAGAAACUUCUGGUUCAACAACUCUCGAUAUUUCAUGGGUUGAUUGUGUUCAAAAGUGCUGGAAUGACGAACAAUGUGUGCUCGUACAUGACACGUUUCCAACAUGCGAGUACUACAGUAUCCAACAAGUGACAACUGUUCAAAAGCUACCAGAAACAAGUGAUAGUCGAGUUGCAUUUCGAGUACUAUACUCUAAUGAAGCAACAUGCACAGAUGCCGAGAAUGAACCGGCUUUAAAUAGCGGAACUGUUAUAGGAAGUACAGUAGACGAUGGAGCAUACAAUAUCACAUUAGAAAAUGAUGUUUGGACAUUCCAAAGAGAAUUGAAAUGUCUGUUUCCGUCGAAAGCUUUUCAGCGAGAAAAUAUAAAAGUGUGCAUGACGAUUGUUCAAACACCCACAUGCAUCACGAGAACAGAAGCAGAAGAAAGCUGUUCAAGUUUCGGAAUUCCUGGAACACUAAUGGGUAUUUACAGUUCAGACGAAACACUUUAUCUCAAAAAUAUGUCAUCCACUAUGUUAAAUGAACAAAAGACAUCAAUUACCUAUGAAAGAGUUGGUAUUUGGAUUGAUGGCUUGAGAAAGUCAACGUGUAAAUCACCAGCACCGAAUUGCAAUGGAUAUAAUGAAUUUGACUUCUUCGACCCGUCGGCUUCUAAUCCAUCGUUGUCAUGGCGAUCCGGACAACCAGAUGGAUUGACAACUGGAGCUCCGAACUCUGAUUGUCUCUUCAUGAGAUUUGGAGAAGGUGACGAGUUCGGUGUUGGAGAUAUGCCAUGCACAGAACCGACAUUCCCUUCAUUGAAUAUGUGUUAUUCUGGCUAUCUCUGUGGAAGUUUCCCUUCAUGA
Messenger RNA from Caenorhabditis remanei, 873 nucleotides. RefSeq lists its product as uncharacterized. The coding region runs from base 1 to 873 and encodes 290 amino acids. The transcript has 7 exons. The record is from RefSeq and is a predicted model, not a curated record. NCBI's taxonomy places the organism in Eukaryota, Metazoa, Nematoda, Chromadorea, Rhabditida, Rhabditidae.